Molecule: messenger RNA, 1635 nt
Organism: Penicillium malachiteum
Lineage: Eukaryota; Fungi; Ascomycota; Eurotiomycetes; Eurotiales; Aspergillaceae
Product: DUF5102 domain-containing protein
Exons: 3
Coding region: 1-1635 (544 amino acids)
Source: RefSeq, a predicted model, not a curated record
AUGUCGGACGCAUCGCCGAACACGCCCACACACCUAGAACCUCCCAGCAAGACCACCGAGCUGGAAGACCCAGGAGCUGAAGACACCGCUUCCAACAGUGACGAUGACCACUUCUCAGAUGCCAGCGAAGGCCAUGCAUAUUUACAAUCAAGCCCACAAUCUGGCAACACUUCCCCUGUCCCGCGCACACGAGUAGAGCGGGUCGACUCCAGCGCCCAGCAUGGUAAAACCCCUGGGACCACCGCAUAUGACAAAAUGGAGCAGGAUGCUGUUCCCGACGAAAUUGAAAUUAUACCCGAGGACGUGCAGAGCAAAGACCAAGCUGUGGCGUGGUCGCAGGAUCGAUCCGUCACCCCGGACGGCUCGUCAAUCCCGCACACAGUGGUGGAAAAGACAGACCCCGAUGAACCAAGCUUUGGGGAGGUUCCAGGGACAGAAGCAUAUGAAAAACGGCGAGCUGACGCAGUGCCUGACAUGGUGACCACAGCACCGGAUUCUGAGAAUAAUACGUCCUCACCACCGUCGGAACACGGUUCUACAGACACCGACUCUACCACUCAACCACUUCCUGAAACACGAGUCACCCCGGUGGAAGAUAUGCCCGCAGGGGAAGAAUUACCAUCAAGGCCAAGAGCCCAUCAAAAAUCCCCGAGUGAUGCAGAGCCGGACGUUGUCGAACCAGUCGAGCAUGCGCCAGAACCGACGUCACAAUAUAAUCCAGUUGAAGAGGAGGUCGUGGAAACAAAUGAUGCCGACGAUUUUGGAGAUGACUUCGACGAAUUCGUCGACGAAAAUGAAGCAAUGCCAGACGACGACUUUGGAGACUUUGAUGACUUCGACGACGGGUUUCAAGAGCCAAGUGCAGACACUACAGAGGUUCUCCCUCCACAGCCUGCCGCCCCUCCAUCUGUGCCAUCCCUUAUAGAUUUCGACGUCUUCAAAUCCACAUCCGACCUCCUUUCAUCCCUCCAGGGCACUCUCGACAACCUCCUCCCCGCCUCAAAAGACCUCAACUCACUACCGCCCGUGGACCCAAUCCCCGACUCAGCCGCAAUCUUCAGCACAGAACGAUCCCUUUCUCUCUGGUCCCAACUCGUCGCUCCACCCCCACUCCAACCACAAAACUGGGUGAAAUCCCGCAUCCGCCGCCUCUUCCUCGUCAGUCUCGGUGUCCCGGUAGACUUGGACGAGAUUCUCCCAGCCUCAAAACAGAAAAAACUUAUCCUCCCCUCCAUCGACCUCGAGUCAGGCUCCACUACACCCGCCGCACGCUCACGUAGCCAAGGCCGUGCAGAAGGCGACGGGACAAACAAUAAUGAUCCGAAUAGUAGUAGCGCAGCCGCAACGGGGCAGGCCCCCUCUCGAUCGAAGACCAUGCGGAGGGGUGCACCCCCGCCACCUGGUUUGGAUCUCUCGGCUGUGCGGCGCUUGUGUGCCACUACGGAUGCGGCUUUGGAUGGAUUAACAGAUGGGGAGUUGAAGGGCCAUGUUCAGGAGCUGGAGAGCUUUACAUUGCGAGCCAGUGAGGUUUUGGAAUAUUGGCUUAAGAGGAGGGAUGGCUUGGUUGGUGAGAAGGAAGCCUUUGAAGGCGUUAUUGAGAAUCUGGUCAGUCAUGUUCGGAGAGUCAGGAAGUAA